Molecule: messenger RNA, 2949 nt
Organism: Mya arenaria
Lineage: Eukaryota; Metazoa; Mollusca; Bivalvia; Myida; Myidae
Product: integrin beta-like protein 1
Exons: 16
Coding region: 243-1781 (512 amino acids)
Biological process (GO): cell adhesion mediated by integrin; cell-matrix adhesion; cell migration
Cellular component (GO): focal adhesion; cell surface; integrin complex
Molecular function (GO): integrin binding
Source: RefSeq, a predicted model, not a curated record
UGGACCAAGAAAAAUGUUCCCAAGGUAACGGGACCUACGAAUGCGGGGUUUGUAAGUGUAGACCGGGACGAAGCGGCGAGUUCUGUCAAUGUGAUAAUAAGGAAGGGGAUACUGUGCAGCAAGAGGCGAAAUGUAGAAAGGACAAUGGUACAAAAGUUUGCGAGGACCAAGGUACAUGUAAAUGUGGCCAGUGUGUGUGCCUGAGGAACUACUUAGGUCCGUAUUGUGAAUGUAACAACAACAUGUGCAUCAAGCCAGGAAGCACGGAGAAAUGCAGCAAUCAAGGGCAAUGUACUUGCGGAAGAUGUCUAUGUAAGGACGAUUAUGAUGGUCAACACUGUGAAUGCCCUCCGAAACGCAAUUGUAAACAUCCGGAAACAGGGAUGGAGUGUAAUGGCCAUGGAACGUGUAAGUGCGGAAAGUGUGAAUGCGAACCCGACUAUGAGGGACCAACGUGCGGAGAGUGUCCUAAAUGUGAAAGGUGUAGCAAAUGCCGGUACAGAGACUGUGUCAAGUGUAUCGUAGAAAAUGAAAAGCAGACAGCCAUGAUCAACGAGACAGCUAUUCCGUUCGUGUGUCAGUCAAGCUGCCCGAAUCUUCUAGUCACAAUGGUCAACAAAUUCAAUGAUUCCGAUCCCUGUGUCUUCGUUGAGUCGAAGAAAUGUAUACGCAACUACUUAGUGGAGUGUUCAAACGAUACUGUCCGGCUCAACAUCGCCAACCAGAGAGAUCAUGGGCAAUGUAAUUGCGGAAGAUGUCUAUGUAAGGACGAUUAUGAUGGUCAUCACUGUGAAUGCCCUCCGAAACGCAAUUGUAAACAUCCGGAAACAGGGAUGGAGUGUAAUGGCCAUGGAACGUGUAAGUGCGGAAAGUGUGAAUGCGAACCCGACUAUGAGGGACCAACGUGCGGAGAGUGUCCUAAAUGUGAAAGGUGUAGCAAAUGCCGGUACAGAGAAUGUGUCAAGUGUAUCGUAGAAAAUGAAAAGCAGACAGCCAUGAUCAACGAGACAGCUAUUCCGCUCGCGUGUCAGUCAAGCUGCCCGAAUCUUCUUGUCACAAUGGUCAACAAAUUCAAUGAUCCCGAUCCCUGUGGUUUCAUUGUGUCGAAGAAAUGUAUACGCAACUACUUAGUGGAGUGUUCAAACGAUACUGUCCGGCUCAAUAUCGCCAACCAGAGAGAUCAAGGGCAAUGUACUUGCGGAAGAUGUCUAUGUAAGGACGAUUAUGAUGGCCAUCACUGUGAAUGCCCUCCGAAACGCAAUUGUAAACAUCCGGAAACAGGGAUGGAGUGUAAUGGCCAUGGAACGUGUAAUUGCGGAAAGUGUGAAUGCGAACCCGACUAUGAAGGACCAACGUGCGGAGAGUGUCCUAAAUGUGAAAGGUGUAGCAAAUGCCGGUACAGAAAAUGUGUCCAGUGUAUCGUAGAAAAUGAAAAGCAGAUCAACGAGACAGCUAUUCCGCUCGCGUGUCAGUCAAGCUGCCCGAAUCUUCUUGUCACAAUGGUCAACAAAUUCAAUGAUCCCGAUCCCUGUGGCUUCAUUGAGUCGAAGGAAUGUAUACGCAACUACUUAGUGGAGUGUUCAAACGAUACUGUCUGGCUCAACAUCGCCAACCAGAGAGUGUGUACGUAUCCCUCCGAUGCCUUGCUUAUCGUCCUCCCAAUCCUUGCUUGCAUUCUCGGAGUAGGGCUCUUAAUGAUCAUCAUUUGGAGGAUCUUGACUUCUUCUACGACAAGAUCGAAUAUCCGCGGUUUGAAUAUGAGACCCAGCACGGCAUAUUGAACACGGAGGACAAUCCGAUAUACAGAACCCCGGUGACAACCAAUCAGAAUCCAGUAUACAAAGGCGGCGCAACGGACUAAUCGAAAUCAAUAGACUGUUAGAAAAGGAAACGUAUAAAUACCCUGGCACCAAUUUCGCGUAAAAUGUCUCAUAAUCAUAGUUCAAUGAGCCGAAUUACUUCCUGAAACUUGAUUUAAUAUAUCAAAGGCGACUACAAAUUAAUUGGAAGAUUUUCAUCCCUGCCCACCCCCUUUUUACCCGCCACUCCUUAAAUUUUAUUGUCUCAUAUAAAAAUGUUGAAUUGGGGUCUGUAGAAGUGUAUCGGUCCAGUUCUGUCCGGGAACGGCGUUUAUUAAUAAAUUUGGUGUAGAUGUAUAACAAUCACGUUUUUAAAAGAUCAUUGUAACGAUCGUGUUUUUGGGUUCGUCUGGAAACACAUGUAUAUGGUCCCCUAUGCAGUUAUAAAGGAUGCAUAUUCAAAGGUGAAACAUUCAUUUCAGAAAACUGUAAGAAAUAAAAUGUCACCCAACGCCCCAAUCUAAAAGAAAAAAAAAUGAUGAAAAUCUAGCAAUUCAUUUUUUCGUUGGCCUAAACAUAGUUUAUAAGAGUUAUCCUCAAAAAAUGAGUGCCUUUAAAAAAAGUCUCAAAACUGCCCAAAUAGAUGAAAUUGAUACCAAAACAAAAAAAGUCUGCUAAGCUUGGUUAUUGAUAAAUAAACGUUGUUUUAAAACAAAGGGAGAAAUUAAAAUUAAAAAAAAAUAUCGGAAAACCAAUAAAGCUACACAUACAUAUCGAAAACCUUUACAAAAUGAAAUAAUCUUACGUUUUAAGGGGACUAGACACCAGAUAAUGCAAUGUCAGGAAAAAAAUGUCAAAAGACUUGCAUAAAAUUGAUAUCGUUUUGUACAAUGCAUUGAAUCAUUCUUACUAUUGUAUUACAUCGCUAACGUCAUAAAAAAUAUAUAUUUCGCGAUGUAUUAUCGGCCUCAUACUAGCUCAUAUUGACGAUUCUAGACUUGUUUUGAGGACAUUUUGCCGAUCUGGGGGUCAUCUGUGUUUAGUCCCUUUGAAACUUGAGUCUUGUUUUCUGUACAUCAUAAACAAUUUGAAAAACAUCAUGCGAUACUGUGUGAAAAAGAAAUCUGUAAAUCGGUUCGGUCAAACAAAA